Messenger RNA from Oryzias latipes (Japanese medaka), 2111 nucleotides. It is a transcript of the gene armc6, whose product is annotated as armadillo repeat containing 6. Gene Ontology annotation, molecular function: protein binding. Lineage: Eukaryota; Metazoa; Chordata; Actinopteri; Beloniformes; Adrianichthyidae. The record is from RefSeq and is a predicted model, not a curated record. Gene Ontology annotation, biological process: hematopoietic progenitor cell differentiation.
UUUGUGUUUAUCGUAGCUACGAAAAAUGCGUUACUCCACAGCGUACAUUGAAGCGGGUUGGAGGCAACGAUUCUGCUUUUUCUUUAUCUUGAUUCUUUAAAUGUAUCUAUUUACUUUAAUAAACGCUAGAAUUGUGCGUUUAUAAUAGGCUACCAGAAUUUUUCAAACAUUUUUUCCUUUGAAUAUCUGUGUUUAGGACGCUUUAACUAUCUGUUCAGUGAGUGACUGAGCACAUCCUGGACCUUUAUAUUUUCAUAUCAUCAUCAUCGCCACUGUUAUCUUUAAUUUCAGAGUGAUAACAUAACAAUACAGAAAUGGCGAAACGAAGGAUCACACAGGAAACAUUUGACGCUGCUGUCAGGGAAAACGUGGAAGAUUUGGAGAUGGAUCCAGACGAAGCUGUGAGGGAAGCUGUGGAGCAGUUUGAGUCUCAAGGUGUGGACCUAAGUUGUAUUGUAAAAGCUGGACCAUCUGAAUUUUCUGACGGUCAAGGAGAGCCAACACAUACUAUUUUAAAGGCUUUAGAUUCCCUUCGAAAGGGUAGAGAAUCUGUUUCUUUACCUGAAAUGGCAGAGGAGUUGAAAUGCUUUACUGAGCAAUGCUCCCUUGGAUUUGCACAGAGGUAUUUAGCUGCCCAGAAAGACGCAUAUCCCAUCAUCCUGUCCUACUGCAAAAAAAGCAUGGAGGAGGAGGAGGAGGGUGUGGCGACCACUCUGUCUGCUUUUGCAGCUCUAACCGACGGACAGCCGGACUUGUUGGAAGCAGAAGGCCGGCAGAUCCUCUUGGAUGCCUUAAAGAAGUACCAGGGCGAUCCUUUAGUGACGCGUGCUGCAGUCAGUGUGGUUCGAAACUGCUGCUUAAAGCAUGAACAGAACAGGCAGGAUUUGGUGAAAGAGGGCGUUCUACCGCUGCUGACUGGAGCCAUUACCCGCCACACCCGGCGUGCUGAGCUGGUCAAGGAGGCGUCUGCAGCUCUCAGGGUGAUGACGUUUGAUGAUGAUGUCCGAGUCACUUUCGGACAUGCACACGACCACGCAAAGAUGAUUGUCCUGGAGCACAAUGGGUUGAAGGUUUUAAUUGAAGCUGCCAAAGCUUACCAUGAUAAUCCUCCUCUUCUGAGCGAGCUCUGUGCAGCUCUAUCACGCCUAGCGGUCAGGAACGAGUUUUGCCAAGACAUCUGUGAUCUGGGCGGAUUAAAGCUCAUGAUGACUCUGCUUGCAGACAACUAUGAAUCAGCGGAUUUGAGCCGACAGGUCCUCAGCGCAAUGCGAGCCAUAGCGGGGAAUGAUGACGUGAAAGAUGCAGUCGUUGCAGCUGGAGGAGUUCAGCUUAUUGUCAUAGUUAUGAACAAACAUGCGCGCAACCCUGCUGUCUGUGAGCAGGGCUGUGCCUGCCUCUCCGUCCUUGCCUUACGGAAGCCAAAGAACUGCACGGUCAUCAUGGAGGAUGGAGGAGCCUUGGCUGCCCUUCAGGCCAUGAAGGAUCACCAAUUAGCACUCAAUGUACAGAAACAGGCCUGCAUGCUGUUAAGAAAUCUGGUUGCGCAUAUGCAAAACUACUGUCAACCAAUCCUGGACAUGGGAGCAGAGACUCUGAUCGGUAAGGCAGUACAGAAACAUCCAGACUGUGCAGAUGUGGGGAAAGCGGCCCUCAGAGAUCUGGGCUGCAAGGUGGAGCUUCGAGAGCUGUGGACCGGCACGCAUGGCAGCCUUUCAAACUAAAGUUCAUGAAACCGAAUGACAAGUUGCUAAAGUUCCACGUUGUGAUGUUUUAUAGGUGUUCGGUCGAAAAUUAUUAAUAGUGACACGCUUUGACUUGAUAAUGUGUCUCACAGUCUGCAGAAGUAUAAAGAAAUUGUUUUUUUAUUUUAAUUGUCUGUAACUCUUACUAUGUUAGUUUGUAUAUUAUGGACUCUUUGUAAAUGCAUUUGCUGCUAUACAAAUAUGUAAGCUUCUCUCUUUGUGUUUUAUUUCAACCACAAAUAUUAGAGCCAACAUUUGAAAUAUAAUUCUUUUAAUGACUUUUCUUCUUUAAAAAAAAUCUGUGUUUUACUUUGUGUUUGCUGUAACUUUAAUUCAACGUUUCUGAUAAAAGCUGAGCAUUUCUUCACA